Cherax quadricarinatus is the source of this 1464-nucleotide messenger RNA. Its product is annotated as beta-1,3-glucan-binding protein. Gene Ontology annotation, biological process: carbohydrate metabolic process. The record is from RefSeq and is a predicted model, not a curated record. Gene Ontology annotation, molecular function: hydrolase activity, hydrolyzing O-glycosyl compounds. Lineage: Eukaryota; Metazoa; Arthropoda; Malacostraca; Decapoda; Parastacidae.
GGAUCGAACUUCAGUAUUCUUGGCGCUGAAGUGCCCACACAGGUUUUGAAGAUUCGCCUAAAAUAUAACACUAACAUGUUAUUAUUUUCAGACCAGGAUGAAGACACUGUGCUUGCUGCUGCUCGCCUGUGGGGCUUUUGCCGCCGACCUGGUGGAGCCGGAGGACUGUACGGGGUUCCCCUGUCUCAUCUUCAACGAGGAGUUUGAUUACUUCGAUCACGAUGUGUGGGAACACGAGGUUACCAUGUCUGGUGGUGGGAACUGGGAAUUCCAGGUCUAUUUAAACAACCGGUCUAUCAGCUAUACUCGAGACUCAACGCUCUUCAUUAAACCGGAUCUGACGUCGAACUGGCAGACUGAAGGCUUCCUGACGAGCGGAGACCUCAACCUGUGGGGAAUGAAUGGACGUGGAGACGUGUGUACUGGUAAUUCUUACUAUGGCUGUGAACGUACAGGCAACGCUGUUAACAUCAUCAACCCUGUGAUGAGUGCCAGACUCAGGACCCUCUCGGAUUUCGCCUUCAGGUACGGUCGUAUUGAGGUUCGUGCGAAGAUGCCGCGAGGAGACUGGCUGUGGCCAGCUAUCUGGCUUCUCCCGAGGUACUGGCCCUAUGGUCUUUGGCCCGCCAGCGGUGAGAUUGACAUUGUGGAGUCCAGGGGUAAUGAGAACUAUGGUAACCUGGGCAACCAGUAUGGAGGCUCCACUGUCCACUGGGGACCUAACUGGCAGAGGAAUAUGUACGAGCUGACACACACUGACUAUGCUGCCAGUGAUGGAUCCUUCGCUAACAGUUUCCACACCUGGAGGCUAGAUUGGACCAAGGACAAUAUGUUGUUCUACCUGGAUGACCAACUUCAGCUGACAGUGGACCCAGGCACCAAUUUCUGGGACUUCGGUGGAUUUGGAAAUGAACUGGACAACCCUUGGAAGGCUGGCUCAAAGAUGGCUCCAUUCGACCAGAAGUUCUACGUGGUGUUGAACGUGGCUGUGGGUGGCGUCAAUGGCUUCUUCCCAGAUGGUAUUACAGACAAGCCCUGGAGUAAUGGCUCUCCCCAAGCAGCCCUGGAUUUCUGGAAUGGGCGUGACUCAUGGCUGCCCACCUGGGAGCAAGGCGAGGGUCGCAUCAGUGAGAAUGCAGCGCUCCAGGUGGACUAUGUGAAGGUCUGGAAGAUGGAGAGUGUCGACCAGUAGACACCACCCGUCCUGCAUGCUGUGCUUGCCUCUCCUGGUAUACAAACCGUGUGUAACACUUUCACAUUAUAUGAAGGGCCCUUUGUAUAACAUUUAUCUCGGGUUACUCCUGUGUAGUCCUUAGUUUGGCACCUGUCUAUAAUACUGUUACAUCUGUUAAGGGUAAUUUUUUUCACCUUACACUUGAUACAUUUAAAAUAGUCACAGCAAGAGGGGUACAGCAUGUAAUACUGCACUCCAGCAGCACAGUAAAAAAUAAAGCACUCGCACAA